CUUUUGGGAUUUUUAAUUUUCCUUUUGGGAUUUUUAUUUAUUUUUCCUUUUUUUGGGAUUUUCCAGGAUCCCGGCGCCGGCGAUGGAUCCGUGGGGGGAGGAGGAGCCAGAGGUGAUUUUUGGGGAUGAGGAGGAGGAAAAUCCCAACGGGAUCCAGGGAUUCCCAACCUCCAACCCGACCCCCUCUGGAAUCGUGGAAUUGGAUCCCGACCCCCUCUUCCCCAACCCCGAGCGCGAAACUCUCCGCUGGACCGUGGUCCAACAGAUCGACCCGGGAACGUCGGGAAAAACCGGCAAAAAAAACCCGAAAAACCCCAAAUCUCCGAAUUUCUCCAACUUCAAGAGCAUCAUCGUCCUCCAAAAAAGCUACGAGUGCUCCGAGUGCGGGAAAAGCUUCAGCUGCAGCUCCCAUUUCUCCAAACACCGCCGGACGCACACGGGAGAAAAACCGUUCCGGUGUCGCCAUUGCGGCAAAACCUUCAACGUCUCUUCCAACCUUUACCGGCACCAACGCGGCCACGGCGACGCCGAUUCGGAAAAGCAAGCGCGGGGUCUUCCCUAUCGAUGCGAUGAGUGCGGGAAGAGUUUCCGUCGCAACAAGGAGUUGGCGACGCACCGGCGCUCGCACACCGGGAAUUUGCCGUUCCAGUGCGGCGAUUGCGGGAAGAGUUUUUCCUGGAGUUCCCAUUGGCUCCGGCAUCAACGGAUUCACACCGGCGAGAAACCCUACGAGUGCCCGGAGUGCGGGAAGAGUUUUUCCAGGAGUUCUCAUCUUUACCGGCACCAGCGCGGCCACGCCGGCGGUCGCUCGUACAUCUGCACCUACUGCGGGCGGAGUUUCGGCAGCAUCCUCCAUUUCGAGCGGCACCAAGGGACGCACACCGGCGUCCGGCCCUACAAGUGCUCGUUGUGCCGGAAGAGUUUCGGCGACGCGCCGGCGUUGGUGAAGCACCAACGGAUUCAUCUCGGCGAGGGCCCAUUCCGCUGCGAGGAGUGCGGGAAAGGUUUCGGCGCCCGCUCGCAGUACGCGCGGCACCGCCGGAGUUUUCACGGAGGGUCCGGCGCGGAGAAGCCGUACCGGUGCGGGGAUUGCGGGAAGAGUUUUUCCUGGAGCUCCCACUGGGAGAGGCACCAAAGGAUUCACACCGGAGAGAAACCCUACGAGUGUCCGGAGUGCGGGAAGAGCUUCGGGAGGACAUCGCACCUCUACCGGCACCAGCGGACGCACGCCGGCGGUCGGCCCCACGUCUGCGGUGAGUGCGGGAAGAGUUUUAAUUCCACGCUGCACUUCCAGAAGCAUCAGCAGGCGCACGGAGCCGGGGCGGGGAAAAGUUGCGGGGAGUGUGGGAAAUCCUUCGCCGAUCCGUCGGCGUUGGCCAAGCAUCAACGGGUUCAUGAGGAGUCCCAAAAAAUUGGGAAAUCCGUUGUUGAGUCACAAAAAAAUGGGAAAUCCGUUGUUGAAUCCCAAAAAAAUGGGAAAUCUGUUGUUGAAUCCCAAAAAAUCUUCCCCGAGUGCGGGGAAUCCUUCGCGGAUCCGUCGGCGUUGGCCAAGCAUCAACGGGUUCAUGAGGAAUCGCAAAAAAGUGGGAGAUCCUCAGUUGAGUCACAAAAAAAUGGGAAAUCUUCAGUUGAAUCUCCAAAGAAUGGGAAAUCCAUUGUUGAGUCCCAAAAAAUUGGGAAAUCCCCCGCCCCUCCCCCUCCCCAGGGCGAUGGGGGAGGGGCGGAUCCCGACCUCCGCCGCCAGCUGGGGCUGAUCCUGCAGACGGCCGGGAGGAGCCAGGUGGAAAAAAUGCUCCGGGAAUUGGUCAGGGAGCAGGGCCAGGCCGGAAAACGCCGGAACCGCAGGAGAACGGCCAAAGAUGGCGGCGCCGGCGCCGGGAGCGGCCCCGAGGACGACCCAACCCCUCCCAACACCCAAGAACCGCCCCCGGCUCAACCCCAAACCGCUCCUGACCCUCCGGCGACCGCCAAGAACCGAAAAACCACCGGGAGCUGCUCGGAGUGCGGCAAAAACCCGACCAAACCCCGGCGCUGCGCCGAGUGCGGCCGGCGCUGCCGGCAACCGGAACGCGCCGCGGCGGAGAAACCGCACCGCUGCGGCGACUGCGGCAAAGGCUUCAGCCGCGGCUCCAACCUGGCGCAGCACCGGCGCAUCCACACCGGGGAGAGGCCGCACCGCUGCGGCGAUUGCGGCAAAGGCUUCAUCCAACGCUCCGACCUGGAGCGGCACCGGCGCGUCCACACCGGCGAGCGGCCGUACCCAUGCGGCGACUGCGGCAAACGCUUCAGCGUCAGCUCCCACCUGGACCGGCACCGCCGCACCCACGCCGGCGGGCCGGGACCGCCGGAACAACCGCGCGGCAAAGCCAAGGCGGCGCUGGCGGCGGUGGAGGCGGCACCGCAUCGGUGCGGGGAUUGCGGGAAAAGCUUCGGGCAGCGCUCGGCGCUGGCGAAACACCGCAAGACUCACAGCGGGGAGCGGCCGCACCGCUGCGGCGACUGCGGCAAGAGCUUCAGCCGCGGCUCCAACCUCACCCAGCACCGGCGCAUCCACACCGGCGAGCGGCCGUUCGCCUGCGGCGACUGCGGCAAAGGGUUCAUCCAACGCUCCGACCUGGAGCGGCACCAGCGCGUCCACACCGGCGAGCGGCCGUACUCCUGCGCCGAGUGCGGCAAGAGUUUCAGCGUCAGCUCCCACCUGGACCGGCACCGGAAAAUCCACGCGGCCGAACGCGCGUCCUACCGGUGCCCGGAGCACCUGGCCGGGUUUUUGGCGGCGCACCGGCACGGGAGGUUGUUCCAGUGCGGGCAGUGCGGGCGGUGUUUCGGUCAAGGCGCGGCGUUGCUGAAGCACCAACGCGCUCACGGCGGCGCGGCCACGGCGGCGGCGGCGGCGGCGGCGUCGCCGAAAUGCCUGGACUGCGGGAAGAGCCGGGGGUUGUGCCAGGAUUGCGGGCGGGAGGCGGAGGCGGCGCCAGAGAAGCCGUACAAGUGCCAGGAGUGCGGGAAAAGCUUCGGGCAGCGCUCGGCGCUGGUCAAACACCGGCGCAUCCACACCGGCGAGAAACCCUACAAGUGCCCCGAGUGCUCCAAAGGCUUCAUCCAAAAAUCCGACCUCACCAUCCACCGCCGGAUGCACACCGGCGAGAAACCCUACGCCUGCCGCGAGUGCGGCAAGUGCUUCAGCGUCUCCUCCAACCUCUUGACGCACCAGCGGACGCACCUCGGCGAGAAACCCUUCCAGUGCGCCGAGUGCGGCAAGAGCUUCAUCCAGCGCUCCGAGCUCACCAUCCACCGGCGCGUGCACACCGGCGAGAAGCCCUACAAGUGCCAGGAGUGCGGGAAAUGCUUCAGCCGCAGCUCCCACCUCAACCGGCACCGGCGCACCCACGCCGGCGACAAGGCCGCUCGCGGCGCCGGUCAGGCCUCGGCGGCGGCGGUGGCAUCCUCGGCGUUGGCGCCCGGAGGUUUGGCCUUCCCGGCGUUCCCGGGGUCGUCGGCGGUGCCGGCGGCGUUGGAGCUGCCCUGGGCGUUGGCGUUGCCGGGUCGGGCGUUCCCGGGUUUUCCGGCGGGGUCGGUGGGUAAUUAUCCUCCCAGUUCCAAACUGGGCUCGUUCGACGUCGCCGCCUUCUCCCGGCUCUUCCGCCGUAAUUAA
Catharus ustulatus (Swainson's thrush) is the source of this 3655-nucleotide messenger RNA. Its product is annotated as zinc finger protein 546-like. The transcript is spliced from 5 exons. Bases 83 to 3655 code for a protein of 1190 amino acids. Gene Ontology annotation, cellular component: nucleus. The record is from RefSeq and is a predicted model, not a curated record. Lineage: Eukaryota; Metazoa; Chordata; Aves; Passeriformes; Turdidae.